Molecule: messenger RNA, 1085 nt
Organism: Astrephomene gubernaculifera
Lineage: Eukaryota; Viridiplantae; Chlorophyta; Chlorophyceae; Chlamydomonadales; Astrephomenaceae
Source: the annotation of a GenBank genome assembly
CCAUGUUGUCCCGCAGGAGGAGCCGGAUCUGGCGCUGAUUAACUUGGAUGUCUUUGGUGUCGAGCCGCCAGUGCAGCAGCGUGCGCCACGGGGUCGGCAGCGGGCGUCUGGUCUGGAUGACGACCUCGGAGCCCGUGGUGGCAGGAAGAAGCAGCGGACCGGGGCUGCUAAGGUGGCGAAGAGCGGUCGUGGUGGUGGUAGCGGGAGGGGAGAAGUUGGCGGUGGAAGAGGGCGUGGGCGGGGCGGCAGGGGCGGGGGGAGGGUGGCGGCAGUGGUUGAGUCGGAAGAAGAGGAGGAUGGGGGUGACGAGGAAAUGGAGGACGACGAGGAGGCAAGCGGGGAGUCUACUGGGGAGGGGCAGGAGGAUGACGUGAGUGUCCGGGAUACAUCGGAUGACAGCAGCAGCAGCAGCGGCGGUGGAAGCAGUGGCAGCAGCGGCGAACGGGCGGGCGGAAACCGGCAGCAGGACCGUAGGCAGCAGGAACUAGAGCAGCAGCAGCAGCGGGGUAAGAAGCAGCAGGCAGCAGUUGGGGCGGCAAAGGUGCCCAAGGCAGGAACUGGGUCGAGUGGCCAGUCUCGGCGUGUGCGGGCUAACCGCUAGAUAGAGGCAGACUGGGAGUAGGUUGUUUGCAAUGGGCAUAGAGUAGCUGUGAGUGGAAACAUGGUUCGUAGAUAGGUGAUCCAAAGUUGGGUUGGGUUGGCUUCACGUGGUGUACCUUUUGUAUUGGUUUGGCCGUGAUUGCUUGGAUGAUUUAUUAUUAUAAGCUUGGAUGACUUGAUAGCACAAACCUGAUACCCAUGACCAUACUUCUUAUCUACCUGCAAUUUUUGACGUGCAUGAUCCUAUUUCGUUGCAGGGGCGUUGGAGUAGUUUAGUUCAGGGACUGUAGGCAAGAUGUUUGAUAUAGAUAGGCAAUGGAGUAGAUAUUGGACUAUGGUAAGCUAGCUUAUGGAUUGCAUUGGGGGCGUGGGGCUUCCAGGGGCGUGGUCCCUUCGUAUAAUGGUGGUGAGCAUUCGUAAAAAGGAGGAAGGGACUAGGCUCAUAUGCAGCUUCUGACCAUGUAACGAAAUGGUGGAGUUCAAAA